Messenger RNA from Vigna radiata var. radiata (mung bean), 1386 nucleotides. Its product is annotated as putative F-box/FBD/LRR-repeat protein At1g78760. The record is from RefSeq and is a predicted model, not a curated record. Gene Ontology annotation, molecular function: protein binding. Lineage: Eukaryota; Viridiplantae; Streptophyta; Magnoliopsida; Fabales; Fabaceae. The transcript is spliced from 3 exons. The coding region runs from base 1 to 1386 and encodes 461 amino acids.
AUGGAUGUAGAUUCUUUGAACGGGAAGCAACAGGAGGGAGAGACGAACAAUGAUACCGAAUUACGUGAUCUACCAAGCGAGAUCCUUCAAGAGGUCAUCUCCAACCUGCCCAUCAAAGAAGCAAUUCAAACUGCUGUAAUAUCCAAAAAAUGGAGGAAUCAAUGGAAGCAUAUCUCAAAGGUUACGUUGGAAGAAAAAGUACACAGGGAGAAGAAAGAGUUCAAUGAGUUUGUGGACAAACUACUUGCGGUUUUGAAUACCUCGUGUAUUAAAAUAUUCUCUCUCGCAUGCGACGUUUGCGAGGAAACUCAUCUGGUUAAUGGGUGGCUAAGUGGUUUCAUCCAGCCAACGAUUCAAGAACUAAGCCUUGAAUUUGGAAACCUUGAUGAGGAACCAGUGGUCUUCCCUGAUUACCUGUUUAGCUCCAAAGACUUGACAAAUUUUCAUCUCAGCAUGCCGCAUGUUUUCGUGCUCCCUUCCGUCAUUUCUUUUCCGAGUCUCAGCACUUUGAGCUUGAGAGAGGUUAUGUUCCCUGAUUCUUUAUCAACGCAGCGACUUUUCACUGGUUGUCCCUCCCUAAAGCAGCUGACCUUAAUUGAUUGCAAAUGGGACAACGUUGAAACUGUUCGCAUUGCUUGUCCAUUGCUUCAGAUAUUGAUCAUCAGGGAGUGGGAAGAUGACGAAAACGAUUUACUUGCUGCCGAUGAACAUCCAACCAGCUGCCGAAUAGUAAUCACUUCGAAUAACCUGAAAACAUUCUCUUAUGACGGGGACAUCCUAAAUGACUACGCGUUGGAUUGUAACACAUCAUCGAUCACCAAUGGAGCUGUUGAGGUUCACCCACCGCCCAGCGACGACACGGACGCUGGUCUUUUCGUGCUCAGAAUUCUUAAGGCCCUCUCAGAUGUGGAAAGGCUAUCAAUUUCAGAUUUUGCUACCGAGGCUUUAUGUCAGGAAUCAUUUUACAUCCCGGAGCUUCCUUUGUUCAACAAUUUGAUUGAGCUUCACGUGGAAUCAACAGAUCCAAUGAAUAUGGCAUGUGAUGCCCUGCUGACCAUAUUGCGGCACUCACCUCGUCUUGAAGCUCUUUACUUUGCCAUGGGCGUCUUUCUGCAUAAGAAUGAUUUAAUGAAGGUUGAUCCAUUGCCGUCGUGCUUGGUAACAAACCUGAAGACGUUAAGGUUAUACGGGUUUACUGGGAACAAGGACGAAAUGUUUGCCAUAAAAGUUUUGUUGAAAUCAAUGCCAAUGUUGGAAGCAAUCUGGAUUUUCAGCAACCCUUAUGGUUUCGACAGUGACGAAGGAUCAGACAGGCUUCACAGAUUGUACAUGAAGAUUGUACAUUUUCCCAGAGCUUCAGUCGAUUGUGAGUUAUAUUUUGAAUAG